UAGCUGAAACAUUAAAGCCCUCUUGACGCUUUCUGGUAUAUUAGCCACGGUGUUUGGACACAUUUAUGUCAUCUAGUUCGUUGUCACAAUUAAUGUAAUAUUUACGUUGUUGUUUUUGGUCAGCUAGCUGGCUGGUUAAGUUAGCACUAGCAUAGCUAGCUAACAUCUCCGACCAUGAGGUCACUAAACUACUCUUCUGUUAAAGAAGUGAAAGAGGAGGAGGAAGAGGAGGCUGUUACAGUGAAACAAGAAGAGGAAGACGUUUCAGUGAAAGAAGAGGAAGACGCGUUCAGAGUGAAAGAGGAGGAGGAUGUUAGUGUAAAAGAAGAGGAAGAAGAGAAAGAGGAGGAUGAUGUUAGUGUAAAAGAAGAGGAAGAAGAGAUGGACAUUUCAGUGAAAGAAGAGGAAGAAGCGUUCCGAGUGAAAAUGGAGGAGGAUGUUAAGGUGGAGGAGGAAGAGAAAGAGGAGGAUACCGUUUUUGUAAUGAAGGAGGAAGGAGAGAUAACUGUCAUAUUGGAGGAGGAAGAGGAGAUUGGAGAACUGAUUAACACCAGAGAGACGCGUGACAACCGUGGAUCCUCUGGGGAGCCUCAACAACAACAUCAUGAUGCUGACGAGGCAGAGGAGAGUCUCUCCGCAUCAGCACACCUCAAGAAACACCAGCAGAGACCCAAAACGAAAACUCACUGCUGCUCUGACUGUGGGAAAGGUUACAAAUAUUCAUCAGCUCUUAAAAAACACCAGAGGUUCCACACCGGAGAGAAAGUAUACCACUGCUCAGACUGUGGGAGGAGGUUUACUUCCUCAGUCGGAAUGCAAUUACACCAGAGAACCCACACUGGAGAGAAACCGUACCACUGCUCAGAUUGCGGGAUGGGUUUUACUACCUCAUGUAGACUGAUAUCACAUCAGAGAAUCCACACUGGAGAGAAACCAUACAUCUGCUCUGACUGUGGGAUGAGUUUUACAACCUCAGGUGGAAUGAUAUCACACCAGAGAGUACACACUGAGAAGACUUUUGCUGCCCGGACAGCCCUGGCUACUCACAAACGAAUCCACACUAGGGAGAAACCAUUUCACUGCUCCGACUGUGGAAUGAGCUAUAUUACCUUCAGCGGCCUGAAAACACACCAGUCUAAACAUACCGGAGAGAAACCGUAUAGCUGUGAUGUAUGUGGGGAUAGUUUUUCUCUCUCCACAACCCUAUCUAUUCAUAAACGAAUACACACAGGUGAGAAACCUUACCACUGCCUUGACUGUGGAAUUAGCUUUUCUGCCUCAAGUGGCCUGAGAAGACACCAGAGAAAACAUACAGGAGAGAAGCCUUAUAGCUGUGAUCAGUGUGGGAAGGGUUUUCUUCGAUCAGACUCCCUGGCAAAACACAAGGCAAGAGCCACAGAGUGUAGAAUGAUCUCCAACACCAGACCUGGGUAGUAGAACAGAGAGUGUAGAAUGAUCUCCAAUACUAGACCUGGGUAGUAGAACAGAGUGUGGAAUGAUCUAUUUGUGAUAACUUUUGAUGUGGUAGUGUGUGAGUGUGUGUGUGUUCAACUUGUAUUUAAAAAUCCUACCACUUUUGAUUGAUCUAAUGUCAAAUGAUCACAAUUUUAAUUUUGUAAAUGGUGGAACAUUUAUAGAAAAUGUUAUAGAUGGAGCAUCAGGACAAUACAUGUGAUGUUUUGGUGUAGUUGGAGACCCUAGAAGUUUUCACAUUCCAGAUAUUGCUGCAUAUAAACAGAAAAAUGUAUUUUUUAAUAUCAUGUAGCCUCGACUCCAGGUUUCAUUGACGUUGCUCUCCAAAAGCCUGAGCAAGUUCAUUUUGGAAAAGUAGGUAUGAAAGCAUCCUGAUUACCUGUGGCUGCUGGCUGAUUGGCUGAUUGGCUGAUUGGCUGAUUGGCUGAGAGUAUACUCCAUUUUUCCAAAUCAACCAUCAUUUCCAUCCCUCUUCAGAAACAGAGUAAGCUAAGAAAACUCAUUUCAGUCUUCUAUAAACCCUGGGACCCUGACCCUCGGACCCUAACCCUGGAACUCUGACCCUGGGACUCUAACCCUGGGACCCUGAACCCUUUCGCUGGGACCCUAACCUUGGGACCCUAACCCCUUUCCCUGACCCUGGGACUCUGACCCUGGGACCCUAACCCCUUUCCCUGGGACUCUGACCCUGGAACCCUGAUCCUGGGACCCUAACCCUGGAAACCCUGACCCUGGGACCCUAACCCCUUUCCCUGGGUAAACUUGGAACAUUGUUAUACACGUAAGUAAAUAAAGGAGUGGAUGAGAGACUGGGUUUGUAUGUCAGAGGUUAAUGGUUCUCUGUAGAAAGACAGAUGCUAGCCUAGCUGAGUAAUGGCUGUGGAAUGUGUUGGAUGGACUGGAGGAGAUCACAGGAUUGCUAUAGGGUAAGCGGAUGGACAUCUGUGGAUUAGGCGAAAGAGGGGUUGAGGUCAGGAGGUCAGGUCAGAUCCCCUGAAGGGGAUAAGAUGUAAGGAUUGGAGAGGAGUGUCCCAAGUGGUGUGUAUAUACUGGUGAUGGUGGAAACAUGUUGUUGUCUGAAUUACAGCUGUAACGACCCUUUGGGAAGAAUUAAAUUUGCUUAAGCUUC
Molecule: messenger RNA, 2602 nt
Organism: Oncorhynchus masou masou (cherry salmon)
Lineage: Eukaryota; Metazoa; Chordata; Actinopteri; Salmoniformes; Salmonidae
Product: zinc finger protein OZF-like
Exons: 2
Coding region: 175-1434 (419 amino acids)
Biological process (GO): regulation of transcription by RNA polymerase II
Molecular function (GO): RNA polymerase II cis-regulatory region sequence-specific DNA binding; DNA-binding transcription factor activity, RNA polymerase II-specific
Source: RefSeq, a predicted model, not a curated record